AUGGCGAAUCCAACACAAAUCUUCGCCGAGGACGUGCAAGAAGAGAAGGGCGAAAAUGCCCGCCUCUCUGCCUUUGUUGGUGCCAUUGCAGUGGGCGACCUGGUCAAAUCUACACUAGGCCCCAAAGGCAUGGACAAGAUUCUCCAGAGCGCCUCGACAGGCGAGAUCAUGGUGACAAACGAUGGAGCAACCAUUCUGAAAUCUAUCGCUCUCGAUAACGCCGCCGCAAAAGUCCUCGUCAAUAUCUCCAAAGUCCAGGACGACGAGGUUGGUGACGGUACCACUUCCGUCACUGUUCUUGCCGCCGAACUCCUCCGAGAAGCAGAACAACUUGUAGCUCACCAUAUUCACCCACAGACCAUCAUCGACGGCUACCGUCUUGCAUCCCAAGCUGCCCUUUCAGCCCUUGAAAAGUCUGCCGUAGACAAUUCCAAGAACCCUGACGCUUUCCGCCGAGACCUCCAAUCCAUUGCACGCACAACAUUAUCUUCCAAAGUACUUUCUCAAGAUCGGGAUAAAUUUGCCAGCCUAGCAUGCGACGCUGUGCUCCGGCUCAAAGGUUCGACAGACCUAAAUCAUAUUCAGAUUAUCAAAAAGGCCGGAGGUAAGCUUUCAGACAGCUACCUCGACGAGGGAUUCAUUUUGGACAAGAAAAUGGGUGUGAACCAACCGAAACGUCUUGAGAACGCCAAAAUCCUCGUCGCCAACACUGCCAUGGAUACAGACAAGGUCAAGAUUUGGGCUUCGCGAAUGAAGGUCGGAUCUCCGAAGGAACUCGCUGAGCUAGAAAAGGCCGAACGUGACAAGAUGAAGGCCAAGGUCGAACGUAUCAAGGCGCACGGAAUCAACUGCUUCAUCAACCGACAGCUCAUCUACAACUGGCCCGAGCAGCUCUUCACCGAGGCCGGAAUCAUGUCCAUCGAGCACGCAGACUUUGACGGCGUCGAACGUCUAGCUCUAGUCACAGGAGGUGAGAUCGCAAGCACAUUCGACCACCCGGACCAAGUCAAAUUAGGACAUUGCGAUCUCAUCGAGGAAGUCAUCAUUGGCGAAGAUACACUCAUCAAGUUUUCGGGCGUUGCGGCUGGCCAAGCAUGCACGAUCGUCCUCCGCGGGGCAACUGAGCAACUUCUCGACGAGGCAGAGCGAAGUCUCCACGAUGCCCUGGCCGUUCUCUCCCAGACCGUCAGGGAACCACGCGUCACACUGGGUGGCGGCUGUGCUGAAAUGGUCAUGGCCAAAGCAGUUGAUGCACUCGCACAAAAGGUCGGCGGUAAGAAACGCAUCGCCAUCGACUCUUUUGCUACUGCAUUGAGACAACUCCCCACCAUCCUGGCCGACAAUGCCGGUUUGGAUUCAUCUGCACUUGUGUCGGAACUGCGCAGUGAAGUCUAUCGUGGCAUGACGAGCAGUGGUCUCGAUCUCCUGACGCCCGGGGGAGGCAUCGCAGAUAUGCGUGAUCUAGGUGUCAUCGAAAGCUACAAAUUGAAGAAAGCUGUGGUGAGCUCGGCGAGUGAAGCCGCUGAGCUGCUCCUGAGAGUGGACAACAUUAUCCGAGCGGCGCCAAGAAGGAGAGAGCGCAUGUAA
Molecule: messenger RNA, 1587 nt
Organism: Exophiala spinifera
Lineage: Eukaryota; Fungi; Ascomycota; Eurotiomycetes; Chaetothyriales; Herpotrichiellaceae
Product: T-complex protein 1 subunit beta
Exons: 1
Coding region: 1-1587 (528 amino acids)
Biological process (GO): protein folding
Cellular component (GO): chaperonin-containing T-complex; cytosol
Molecular function (GO): ATP binding; ATP-dependent protein folding chaperone; ATP hydrolysis activity
Source: RefSeq, a predicted model, not a curated record